This is a messenger RNA of Armigeres subalbatus, 2397 nucleotides long. RefSeq lists its product as uncharacterized. Lineage: Eukaryota; Metazoa; Arthropoda; Insecta; Diptera; Culicidae. Gene Ontology annotation, biological process: DNA integration. Bases 1 to 2397 code for a protein of 798 amino acids. The record is from RefSeq and is a predicted model, not a curated record. The transcript has 3 exons. Gene Ontology annotation, molecular function: nucleic acid binding.
AUGCUAAUAGCGGACAUAAAGCAGAUGUAUCGGCAAGUUUUGGUGGACGUACGCGACACACCACUACAACGUAUUGUCUGGAGGGAAGCUCCUGAUCUCACACUUGAAACCUAUGAACUACAAACCGUUACUUACGGAACUGCCAGUGCACCCUUUCUUGCAACACGGGUCCUACGACAACUAGCCGACGAUGAACAACGGGAUUUUCCGGAGGCAGCAGAAGUCCUACGAAAGGACUUUUAUGUUGACGACCUUUUCUCUGGCGGUAACAACGUACCAGAAACCAUCAACCUUCGGAAGCAACUUCAGUCGUUACUAAAAAGAGGUGGUUUCAUGCUGCGAAAGUGGGCCUCAAAUGAACCAGCAGUUCUAGAAGGUAUUCCAGAAGAGGACAAAGCUCUACGACAAUCACCUACCGCCGAUGUGCUAAGAUACAACGUAAAACUACCACAGUCAGAACCAACGGAAAAGCUUACAAAACGCCUCGCUCUCUCGUACAUCGCACAGCUGUUCGACCCACUGGGCUUGGUGGGUCCCGUCGUUACUACUGCCAAAUUGUUCAUGCAGGCCUUAUGGACCCUUAGGAAUAACAACGGAGACAUUUGGAGCUGGGAUGAGGAGCUUCCAGCAACAGUACAAAAACAGUGGCGAUCUUAUCAUCAACAGCUUCCUCUUUUGAACCAACUUAAAAUCGAUCGUUUCGUCUUGUGCAACAAUGCCGUGUCACUACAAUUACACCUCUUCUCGGAUGCGUCGGAACAAGCUUACGGUGCAUCGGCUUAUCUGCGAACAGAAAACGCUGCCGGACUUGUCAAGGUUUCAUUACUUUCCGCCAAAUCAAAGGUUGCUCCCUUGAAAAAGCAGAGCAUUCCACCUGGAGACACGUAUCUGGCGAACAAAAUCCGGCUGAUUGCCUUUCUCGAGGUACCACAGCCGAAUUCCUUCUCAAUAGUGAUCUAUGGUGGUGCGGACCUCCGCUGGCUGCAACAGGACUCUUCGAGCUGGCCCGACUCUUUUCAAGCUAAUUCCAAUAUUCAAACCGAGUAUGAGACCCGAAAAACUCCAAAGACGACGUUUUCAGCGUCGACAGAAGAAGUUUUCAUCGAUUGGUACGUCAUGCUGAGAGUGACCGCCUACUGCAAACGUUUUCUUCGAAACUGUCGGUUCAAAUAUCAGAUUCGUCCUUCAGCAUACGUCAUAACUGCAGAAGAAAAAGGAGAAGCUGAAAUAACACUGCUCAGAUUGGUACAACAAACGACAUAUCCUAAGGAAUGGCAACAACUUCAACAAGGGAAACCGAUCUCUGUGAAAUCUCGUCUAAAAUGGUUCCAUCCUAUACUCGAUUCCAACAACCUGAUCCGUAUUGGUGGACGACUCAAUCGAUCUCAACAGACUUACGAUAGCAAGCACCAAAUCAUUCUUCCUUCGUCUUCUCCGCUUUCUGUCCUGUUAGUGCGACAAUACCACGAAGAACAUUUGCACGCCGCCCCUCAGCUGCUGUUGAGUAUACUGCGCCUCCGGUAUUGGGUCACGGGGGCCAGAAAUCUGGCCCGAAAAGUCUUCCAUAACUGCAUCAUCUGUUGCCGAUCUCGUCCUACACGCCUUGAGCAAUUCAUGUCGGAACUACCUUCCGCACGAAUCACAGUUUCACGGCCAUUCUCGACUACUGGUAUAUUCUACUGGGGACCAAUCUUCGUUCAGUCAACACAACGACGAUCAACGCCACGGAAAGCAUUUGUUGCAGUAUUCGUCUGCUUUUGUACAAAAGCCGUCCACCUCGAACUAGUUGUCGACCUUACUACAGCCAAAUUCCUCCAAGCUUUUCGGCGGUUUGUCUCCCGGCGAGGGCUGUGCUCUGAUAUCUACAGCGAUAAUGGACGAAACUUUGUGGGAGCGGCUAACGAAUUACGUCAACUGAUAAGGAGCAAAGAUCAUCGCGAGCAAGUUGGAAAAGAAUGUGCGCACUACAACAUCCGAUGGCACUUCAAUCCUCCCAAGGCAUCCCACUUUGGUGGCCUCUGGGAGGCUGCAAUCCAAUCAGCGCAGAAGCAUUUUGUCCGAACCUUGGGAAAACAAACCCUGGCUUAUGACGACAUGGAGACAUUAUUAUCCCAGAUCGAAUGCUGCCUUAAUUCGAGACCACUCGUACCUCUCAGCGACGACCCCACGGAUCUAGAACCACUCACUCCCGGACACUUUCUGGUGGGUUCUGCUCUUAAAGCUGUACCUGAUGUGGAUGUCACGGAGAUUCCUUUCAACCGUUUGAAGAAGUGGCAGCAGACACAGAAGCUCGUUCAACAAAUUUGGAAUCGAUGGAAUAGAGAGUAUCUCAUCACUCUGCAGCCGCGAUCGAAAUGGUGCAACCCUCCGGGACCAGCUCGUAGUGUUGAUGGAUGA